Melanotaenia boesemani (Boeseman's rainbowfish) is the source of this 504-nucleotide messenger RNA. RefSeq names its product hyaluronan and proteoglycan link protein 4-like. Bases 16 to 504 code for a protein of 162 amino acids. Gene Ontology annotation, biological process: positive regulation of T cell proliferation; immune response; negative regulation of T cell proliferation. Lineage: Eukaryota; Metazoa; Chordata; Actinopteri; Atheriniformes; Melanotaeniidae. The record is from RefSeq and is a predicted model, not a curated record. Gene Ontology annotation, cellular component: external side of plasma membrane. The transcript has 3 exons.
CCCUUUACAGCAGACAUGUUGAAGAGUUCCUCUCUGAUCUCUUUAACCUCUCUGAUCUGUGUUGUUUCCUCUCCUGCAGGACAGACAAACAUCACAGCUGAACUUGGACAUGACGUCUCUCUGCCAUGUGGAGCUGGACAUGAUGGAGACAUCGUAGCUGUGGACUGGACCAGACCUGAUCUGGAUCCAGAAUAUGUGUUUUUGUACAAAGACAGACAUCUUGAUCUCUCCCACCAGCAUCCAUCUUUCCAGAACCGCGUGGAUCUUCAGGACAGACAGAUGAAGGAUGGAGACGUGUCUCUGAUUCUGAAGAAGGUGACGACUGAUGAUACAGGAACAUAUGAAUGUAGAGUCUUCCAGAGAAGAACAGAUGACAGGAAUAGAGCCAUCUUCAUCCAUCUGGAAGUUUCUCCUCCAGGUACAACACAGGAUAGAAGGAACCAGGAUGGAGGAGACAAGGAUGGAGGAGACAAGGACCGAGGAGACAAGGAUAGAUGGAUUUAA